UCGAAACAUUCCACCGCCUGCCACUAUAUUAAAAGGCGGCCAAGUCAUUUGCAACCGUUUACUGUCGUCCCGCUCGAGCCCAGCGGUUGAUUAAAAUUUUCCGGCUCUCCUGCCGAAGAAAACGCGUUUUUUCUCAGUGGUAAUCAGUGGUUUUCUGGUGUGUGAUCUUUGGAUACAACUGCCAUCAUGUCGGCCUGCGUAAACGAGAGAGUUUUCGUGGAUUCUCCACUGAAGAACAAAGUGGCGCUGUUCAAUACGAUGUCAAACAGCCACAGCGAAAAGCAGGCGGUCAAUCCCUUCUCCAAUGAUCAGUGCGUGUCCAAGCUGCCCAGGCCGAAAAUCUCCAAAGAGGACUAUGGAAAGCCGCCAAAAGGCUCCCUUUCCGAGCAGAGGUCCUUCAAAGCGACCAUCCAAGUGUGCAAAGAAAUGCUCCAGCUGUGCGAAAUCAUCAACCAAUGCGGCGAGCCCCUUUAUGAGCCCCACGAAAAAAAGGACGACCCAAGGAAAGUGAUCAGUUUCGGAAAUUUAUUUUCGAUCUACACAGGAAUUUCGGAUAAAGUGGUGGGAAUGCUGAUACGGGCCCGGAAACACCAGCUAGUUGAAUUCGAGGGCGAAUGCCUGUUCCAGAGGCGAGACGACCAUGUGCCCAUUUUCCUCCUGAAGUCGUUUAAGGAAACCCACAUGAUCCUGAAGGAGAAAAUCGACGCUGCUGCCAAGCAGCUGAGAGACAGCAUAGCUGUCUAUGGAGAGCUGGAUACGUCCAAUUACAUUUAAAACUAAGCCACAAUUAGAUUAAAUUAAAUUAAUUGAAUAUCACCAACUGGGCCGACCGUGGGUGAUAUUUCAAAGCCCUUUAAAUUGCCGGUAAGAGAGUUCUGCUCUCCGUGCUGGUAAACCGAAGGCCUUCAGUGAUAUAGAGGUGUAACCAGCUAGGAUUAAGGAAACCUGUUGUACAUUUUUGUUUUUUAGCAAAUUAGCAAUUUUUCUAA
This is a messenger RNA of Dendroctonus ponderosae (mountain pine beetle), 989 nucleotides long. RefSeq names its product actin-binding Rho-activating protein. NCBI's taxonomy places the organism in Eukaryota, Metazoa, Arthropoda, Insecta, Coleoptera, Curculionidae. The coding region runs from base 187 to 774 and encodes 195 amino acids. Gene Ontology annotation, biological process: positive regulation of Rho protein signal transduction. The transcript is spliced from 4 exons. The record is from RefSeq and is a predicted model, not a curated record. Gene Ontology annotation, molecular function: actin binding.